ACUGCUUCUUCUUCUUCUUGUUUCUCUCCUAUUUUCUUCUGCUGCUUCUUCACAAGAGGUUGAAGAUGUCAGCUCCGAAAUCGGGUGGUGAUCCACUGCCACAUCCGCCGAAAGAACAGCUUCCAGAUAUCUCUUACUGCAUUACAAGCCCUCCUCCAUGGCCUGAGGCUGUUCUACUUGGGUUUCAACACUACCUUGUGAUGCUUGGAACAACAGUUCUGAUUCCAUCGGCUCUUGUUCCACAAAUGGGAGGUGGAAAUGAAGAGAAGGCGAAGCUGAUCCAGACAAUACUGUUUGUAGCUGGAUUGAACACGUUGCUCCAGACAGUGUUUGGAACUAGAUUACCUGCUGUCAUCGGAGCAUCUUAUACAUAUGUCCCAGUUACAAUCUCAAUCAUGCUUUCUGGAAGAUUCAAUGACGUUGCAGAUCCAGUUGAACGAUUUAAGAGGAUAAUUCGGGCUACCCAAGGUGCUUUAAUUGUUGCUUCAACUCUUCAAAUGAUCCUUGGCUUCAGUGGCCUCUGGCGCAAUGUUGUAAGGUUCUUAAGUCCUCUAUCUGCUGCUCCCCUGGUUGGAUUAGUUGGUUAUGGCCUGUACGAGCUGGGUUUUCCUGGUGUUGCUAAGUGUAUCGAGAUUGGACUGCCAGGGCUUAUAAUUCUUAUACUAAUAUCACAGUACAUGCCCCAUGUUAUAAAAGGAGGAAAACAUGUGUUUGCUCGCUUUGCUGUCAUAUUUUCUGUGGCGAUAGUAUGGCUUUUUGCUUUCUUUCUUACACUUGGUGGUGCCUAUAAUGGUGUUGGGACAAAUACUCAAAGAAGCUGUCGGACUGAUCGUGCUGGGCUUAUAAGUGCUGCUCCAUGGAUAAGAGUUCCAUGGCCGUUCCAAUGGGGCGCACCAUUGUUUGAUGCUGGUGAAGCCUUUGCCAUGAUGAUGGCCUCUUUUGUUGCUCUUGUUGAGUCCACAGGUGCUUUUAUUGCUGUCUCAAGAUAUGCUAGUGCCACAAUGCCGCCACCUUCUGUUAUCAGCCGCGGGGUUGGUUGGCAGGGAGUUGCAAUUUUAAUCUCAGGGUUGUUCGGAACUGGUAUAGGGUCUUCAGUUUCUGUCGAAAAUGCGGGUCUACUGGCACUAACAAAAAUUGGUAGCAGGAGAGUUGUCCAAAUAUCUGCAGGCUUUAUGAUAUUCUUCUCAAUUCUUGGGAAGUUUGGGGCAGUGUUUGCAUCAAUACCUGCUCCUAUCAUUGCCGCCUUGUACUGUCUCUUCUUUGCGUAUGUAGGUGCUGGAGGACUGAGUUUGCUGCAAUUCUGCAACCUGAAUAGCUUCAGGACAUUGUUCAUACUGGGUUUCUCAAUCUUCUUAGGCCUAUCAAUUCCACAAUAUUUCAACGAGCACACAGCCAUCAAAGGCUAUGGUCCAGUUCAUACUGGAGCAAGAUGGUUCAACGACAUGGUCAAUGUGCCCUUCUCGUCUAAGGCCUUUGUGGGAGGAUGUGUGGCUUACUUAUUGGAUACGACGCUUCACAAGAAAGAUGGUUCGAUAAGGAAAGACCGAGGUAAACACUGGUGGGACAGAUUCUGGACUUUCAAGAACGACCCAAGAACCGAAGAGUUCUAUGCUCUUCCUUUCAACCUCAACAAAUACUUCCCUUCUGUCUGAAAAAAAAUCCUUCCAAACUUGAUGGAAUGCUAUUUUGCUAGGUUUUAUGUGCAUAUUCGGUGAGGAGACUAGAAAACGCUAUAUUAUAAUUUAUAACCCAAAGUGUUAGUAACUUUUAAGAAACAUUGCUGUGAUGU
This is a messenger RNA of Arabidopsis arenosa, 1789 nucleotides long. NCBI's taxonomy places the organism in Eukaryota, Viridiplantae, Streptophyta, Magnoliopsida, Brassicales, Brassicaceae. The record is from the annotation of a GenBank genome assembly.